AUGUCAAAACCACACCCUCAUUCGUCAUAUUUCCUCGGGGUUAAUAAGACCAUGUCAAAACCACACCCUCAUUCGUCAUAUUUCCUCGGGGUUAAUAAGACCAUGUCAAAACCACACCCUCAUUCGUCAUAUUUCCUCGGGGUUAAUAAGACCAUGUCAAAACCACACCCUCAUUCGUCAUAUUUCCUCGGGGUUAAUAAGACCAUGUCAAAACCACACCCUCAUUCGUCAUAUUUCCUCGGGGUUAAUAAGACCAUGUCAAAACCACACCCUCAUUCGUCAUAUUUCCUCGGGGUUAAUAAGACCAUGUCAAAACCACACUCUCAUUCGUCAUACUUCCUCGGGGUUAAUAAGACCAUGUCAAAACCACACCCUCAUUCGUCAUACUUCCUCGGGGUUAAUAAGACCAUGUCAAAACCACGACCUCAUUCGUCAUACUUCCUCGGGGUUAAUAAUACCAUGUCAAAACCACACCCUCAUUCGUCAUACUUCCUCGGGGUUAAUAAGACCAUGUCAAAACCACACCCUCAUUCGUCAUACUUCCUCGGGGUUAAUAAGACCAUGUCAAAACCACACCCUCAUUCGUCAUACUUCCUCGGGGUUAAUAAGACCAUGUCAAAACCACACCCUCAUUCGUCAUACUUCCUCGGGGUUAAUAAGACCAUGUCAAAACCCGUAUUCGUGAUACGAUGCAUUGUUAUUUUCCUUUUUCUUUUUUGA
This is a messenger RNA of Lottia gigantea (owl limpet), 720 nucleotides long. RefSeq lists its product as hypothetical. The transcript has a single exon. The coding region runs from base 1 to 720 and encodes 239 amino acids. The record is from RefSeq and is a predicted model, not a curated record. NCBI's taxonomy places the organism in Eukaryota, Metazoa, Mollusca, Gastropoda, Lottiidae.